GUUGCGCAUAGAUGAGAUAUAAGAUUUCUCGCGUCUCGCUCUCGCUUUUGGCAUCACCAGUGACGCGUUGUUACGUUACGCGUCGCUCUCCGGCGAAGCACUCGGCUGAGCACUUUGUCGGAACGGUGCCGCAAAGUAGUUGUCAAAAUGGCGGCGUUGGAAGGCGUGAAUCCGAAUUGCGAGGUGGUUCGCGGUCAAACAUUCGAGGUCGGACCGCGCUACACGAAUCUGUCAUACAUGGGCGAGGGUGCCUACGGCAUGGUCGUAUCUGCCUACGACAAUGUAACCAAAACGAAAGUAGCUAUUAAAAAAAUUUCUCCGUUCGAGCAUCAAACAUAUAGUCAGAGGACUUUGAGAGAAAUAAAAAUUCUUACGAGGUUUAAGCAUGAAAAUAUAAUAGAUAUAAGAGAUAUAUUAAGAGCACCUAAUUUAGAGCAAAUGAAAGACGUAUAUAUCGUUCAAUGUCUAAUGGAAACUGAUCUCUAUAAAUUACUGAAAACACAAGCUAUUAGUAAUGAUCACAUAUGUUAUUUUCUGUACCAAAUAUUGCGAGGACUGAAGUAUAUACACUCGGCAAACGUGUUACACAGAGAUUUAAAACCGAGCAAUCUGCUGUUGAAUACCACUUGUGACCUUAAGAUAUGCGAUUUUGGUUUAGCGAGGGUUGCGGAUCCGGAGCACAAUCACGCGGGUUUCCUUACGGAGUAUGUGGCCACAAGAUGGUAUAGAGCUCCGGAAAUCAUGCUUAAUUCUAAGGGCUAUACAAAGUCCAUAGACAUUUGGUCGGUUGGUUGUAUCUUGGCGGAAAUGCUCUCGAGACGAGCGAUAUUCCCUGGCAAACAUUAUCUGGAUCAAUUAAAUCACAUCCUUGGUGUCCUCGGAUCGCCUUCGCCGGAGGAUCUCGAAUGCAUCAUAAAUGAGAAAGCACGCAAUUACCUGCAGUCUUUGCCGUAUAAGCCAAAAGUAGCGUGGACAAGUCUUUUCCCCAAUGCUGAUCCAAGAGCUUUGGAUCUUUUGGACAAAAUGCUAACGUUCAAUCCCAAUAAACGCAUCGUGGUGGAAGACGCGUUAGCGCAUCCCUAUUUGGAGCAAUAUUAUGAUCCUGCCGAUGAGCCUGUAGCAGAGGAACCAUUUAAAUUUGACAUGGAGCUGGAUGAUCUCCCAAAAGAAGUAUUAAAACAGUAUAUUUUUGAAGAAACCUUAUUAUUUCAAAAGAAUCAUCAAGAAAAUGCUAUGUAGUCGAUUGGCACAUUGACGGAAUUUCAAUAACGGAUAAGCAUGAUAACUAACGGAAAAAGAAUAAGCAGAACAGCGGAAUUGAUAUAAAGAAAGCGUACUUUUAAUUCGCCGCUUUAUCGCUGCUCUAAUUAAUGACGAGACAUAAGUGCUAUGAUUGACGAAAGAUAUAGUUCAGCGAUCAACGAACGAUUAAUUGAACCGAUUAAUCGGGUGAGUGAAGCAAUCGUACAUACGCUUGUACAUUCGCAUGUUCUUACCAGAAGAAAGAGAAUAUAGUGUUUCUUACGUUAUACCGAACAUAGCAUAAUAUUUCACAAUUGGUACAAUAUGUAUUUUUAUUUAUAUCAUCGCCGUAUCGUACUGCACCGUACCGUACCGUCUAUCUGUGAUUUAAUUGUGAAUUGCGAGCGUGACGAAAUGUAACACGCGACAUAUUUUGUCUUUAUAUUAUCGUUCUCUUUAUGGAAUUAUCUUAUCCCUUUCCGGAAGCCGGAAAUAGUUGCGAUUAUAUCGCGUAAUUGUACGGCAUAAUCAGGGCAAUACACAUUCGACCUUUCGUGCCUCGAUGCGAAGGUCCUGAUUUAGAUAUUGGAUUCAACUCUAUAAACGUUUAUUCCAGAUCGAGAUUCGGACGCUUAUAGCGUAUAUUCGUGUAAAAUUCAUCUCGUAUGAUGUUCUUUGUCUCAUGUGUGUACGUAUGACUGUGUGUACACGUGUGUGUGGCAGAAUUCCUUUUGGUAUUUAAUCUGUCCGUGAUAGUCAACCAUUAUAGCCAGUACGCGACGUAUAGGCGCCACUAUAAUUGAGCGUACGAGAGGUUAAUAGAAUAUAAUUGAUGUGUUGAAAAGAAUCGUGAUCUCUUUUUCUCUCGUUCUCUCUCUCUCUCUCUCUCUCUCUCUCUCUCUUUUUCGUGUGACUCACAGUACAUUGACAGUAACGAUGGUGCCCAAAUAAUAAGAUAUGAAUAAAGCGAUAAUUAAAAUAACUUUGAAAAGAAAUCCUCAAAUUAAUAUUUCUGUCAUUCAGAGGUCCUGAAAAUCUUAUGGAAUAUGAACCUCACUUAAGUUCAAAACCUUCUAAAGUUGAUAUUACAAUUUAAAAAUUUAUCCGCGAUAAAGUCAAUCUGAAUUACUAGAAAUCGAGUUCUGAUUUUGAUAUUUUCAUUCAGUUUUAUCGAAUCCACAGAAAGAAUUUCCCCCGGUUGUGUUCUCACUAAAUUGAGCGAGAAUUAAAAAAAAAGAGGUGAUCGAAAAAACAAAAGAAAAUCAGGGAAGAGAUAUUUACUUCCUCCAUUAACUGUUACCAAUGUUCACAUUCUUCGAAUUUACAUUCUUGAUGCAUCCAAUAAAUUGAUAAUUAAAGAAAGAUUCGUAAGAGAUUCUUAUCUAGAUUUAAGACGCAUUUUUAGUAAUUACGGAUUCUUGUGAAGGAUGAUUCGCACAUCAUUUUGACGUUCUUCGUCUGUUAACGUGCGAAAAAAUGUCAGAUAAUAGCUAACACUAUUCUAUAAUAUUAUCACAAUGUCAUGAUUUAUCAAUCUCUGUCGAUUUAAUAUAUCUUCCUUCGACGUUUAUCAAUUACGCGCAUUCGACUGGCGAAAUAUUAUCGUGUAUAAAAAGAAUUAAAGAAUCUCUCGCGGUUUACACUUUUCUGCGCACUGCAAGCCUUGAUUACAACGCGCACAAAUUAAGUAGAUGGUUGCAAGUAGUUCUAUUCACAAGUACAGAAUUUUUUCUGGGAAAAAAAUCAUUAGUUCAUAUAAUGACGACAAUCCUUUGUAGCGAUAAAUUCUAAAUUAGUUACAACAUACUAGAGAUUUUCUUGGGAAUGAUGGAUUCCUUGUAAACACUCUUUAUUGUGUAUGUAAUUUAAAAUGAAAUAAAUAUAUAUCUUUUUCUUCCUGCGCUCUAGACGGAUCGCCUUUGCCAGAUGAAUAUUUGACAUACGAUGAAAAAAAAAAUUCGAGUACAAAUAAUUUUCGAUACAUAUUCUUGUUUCUCAUACGAUUCUUCGACGAAAUGAAGUUUUAAUAUAAUUAACUUCUGUUGUAAUAAUAAUUUCUAAAAAUUCACAAUAUUGCGUAUACAACUUUUUACGAUCUCUUAAUUUAUCUCGAUAGAGAUAAUCAUUUGAUAAUUUGAUGAUAUGUACAUAUUUUUAGUAUAUAUAUAUGUAUAUUAUAUUAGUAUAUAUAUUAAACACUAUUUUUUGUUGUGCUUGUUAAAAAUUUUUAAUCCUAAAGCACAAAAAAGGAAUCUUGAUAUUAUUUAGCAGGCUAUGAGAUAUUGUACAUAGACGAGAUUUUUUUUUAAAAGAUGGUCAUUCCGAGGCC
Molecule: messenger RNA, 3571 nt
Organism: Cataglyphis hispanica
Lineage: Eukaryota; Metazoa; Arthropoda; Insecta; Hymenoptera; Formicidae
Gene: rl
Product: mitogen-activated protein kinase 1
Exons: 8
Coding region: 148-1239 (363 amino acids)
Biological process (GO): protein phosphorylation; intracellular signal transduction
Cellular component (GO): nucleus; cytoplasm
Molecular function (GO): ATP binding; MAP kinase activity
Source: RefSeq, a predicted model, not a curated record